This is a messenger RNA of Hibiscus syriacus, 1145 nucleotides long. RefSeq names its product CBBY-like protein. The record is from RefSeq and is a predicted model, not a curated record. The transcript has 8 exons. NCBI's taxonomy places the organism in Eukaryota, Viridiplantae, Streptophyta, Magnoliopsida, Malvales, Malvaceae. Gene Ontology annotation, molecular function: hydrolase activity. Bases 38 to 988 code for a protein of 316 amino acids.
AAAGAAAAAUCACAGCUUGAAAAUCACAGCUGUGAAAAUGGCUUCCGCCGCCAUCUCUCUUUCACUGCCACCAAUUCCUUCAUCUUCUUCUUCUGUUAAACCCAAAGAUUCCCCUUUCGGCCACCGCCGUUUAUUCAUUGCAAAGAACUCACCAUCUCGUUCACUCUAUUCUUUUUCAGCAACAAAGCAAAUUUCUACUUCUUUCAGGAUCAAAUGCUCAUCGGCUGCUUCUUCUUCAUCUUCGAGUACUCUUCCUUCUGCUCUUCUGUUUGACUGCGAUGGUGUUCUCGUUGAUACUGAGAAGGAUGGCCACCGGGUUUCGUUCAAUGAUACUUUCGAUGAAAAAGAAUUAGGCGUUACAUGGGAUGUGGAAUUGUACGGAGAGUUGCUCAAAAUUGGUGGUGGGAAAGAAAGGAUGACUGCUUACUUUAACAAGACAGGGUGGCCAGAUAAAGCUCCGAAGAGUGAAGAAGAAAGAAAGGAAUUCAUUGCUUCUCUUCAUAAACGAAAAACCGAGCUGUUCAUGGCCCUUAUUGAAAAUAGAUUGCUACCUCUUCGUCCCGGUGUAGCCAAAUUGAUUGAUCAAGCUUUGGAGAAAGGAGUAAAAGUUGCAGUGUGCAGUACAUCCAAUGAGAAGGCGGUCUCUGCUGUAGUUUCUUGUUUACUGGGACCAGAACGUGCAGAAAAAAUACAGAUUUUUGCCGGUGAUGUGGUUCCUCGUAAGAAACCUGAUCCAGCCAUCUAUACAUUAGCAGCAAACACACUCGGUGUUGAACCUUCAAGCUGUGUUGUUGUAGAAGACAGUGCCAUAGGACUUGCUGCUGCCAAAGCGGCUGGAAUGACUUGCAUAGUGACAAAGAGCGGUUACACAGCCGAUGAAGACUUCUUAAAUGCGGAUGCAGUGUUCGAUUGCAUCGGAGAUCCACCAGAAGAGAGGUUCGAUCUGGCAUUCUGCGCAAGCCUUCUUGAGAAACAGUAUGUUAGUUAAACCUUACAAUAUUAUUUUGUUUCCAUGAUUGCUUGUUGAGAUCAGUAGCUUACUUCUGUUGUCUAACUAUUCAUUAAUGGUCUGUCACUUUUGGCGACUGACUGCUGAAAUAUCACUGAAAAACUGAAAAUUUAGAUUAAACUUGUAUUUCUUGGUU